This is a messenger RNA of Staurois parvus, 284 nucleotides long. NCBI's taxonomy places the organism in Eukaryota, Metazoa, Chordata, Amphibia, Anura, Ranidae. The record is from the annotation of a GenBank genome assembly.
GCUCAGAGACUGCAGACAUACUACAGGUGAUGUUCAGAGACUACAGACCUACUACAGGAGAAGAUCAGAGACUACAGACAUACUACAGGGGAUGGUCAGAGACUACAGACAUACUACAGGAGAUGGUCAGAGACUGCAGACAUACUACAGGGGAUGGUCAGAGACUGCAGAUAUACUACAGGGGAUGGUCAGAGACUACAGAUAUACUACAGGAGAUGGUCAGAGACUGCAGACAUACUACAGGAGGUGGUCAGAGACUGCAGACAUACUACAGGGGAUGGUCA